Molecule: messenger RNA, 1177 nt
Organism: Castor canadensis (American beaver)
Lineage: Eukaryota; Metazoa; Chordata; Mammalia; Rodentia; Castoridae
Source: RefSeq, a predicted model, not a curated record
CUAGUUUAGCAUUUUAAUCUAGUACCUAGGGAAACAUUUUGUAUUGUCUUUAUUUUCUCCCCUUUAGAUUGCAAGAGCUUAUCAAUCCUAAAAAGACUGAGGACAGAGAGAAAAAAGACGAGCCCAGCAAAGAAAACCAUCAGCAGGCCCUAGUUGACCAGAGAUACUUUCAGGUGCUGUGUAGCAUCAAUUCAAUUAUUCACAAUCCAAGAACUCCAGUAAUAAUUUAUAAACAGAGCAAAGGAGGAGCUCCAAACUUUCAUAAAGAUCUUAUUCAAGACUGUGGAUUUGAACAUCUCGUUCCCAUAAUAGAAAUGUGGGCAGACGAACUGACAUCCCUAAAGGAUUUGUAUAAGACCUUGAAAAUGCUGUCUGCAGAACUGGUGCCGUGGCAUAACUUAAAGAAACAGGAUGAAAAUGAAGGCAUCAAAGUUGAAGAUCUGCUCUUUAUGGUAGAUACAAUGUUGGAAGAAGUUGAGAAUAAGGAAAAGGGCAGCAAAACACCAAACUUUCAAACUUUACAAGCUAUUGUCUCCCACUUCCAAAAACUAUUUGAUGUGCCUUCUUUGAAUGGAGUCUUUCCCCGGAUGAAUGAGGUGUAUACAAGGCUUGGGGAAAUGAGCAACGCUAUAAGAAACCUCCAAGAACUCUUAGAAUUAGAUAGUUCGUCCUCUUUGUGUGUACUGGUAAGCACAGUCGGAAAGUUGUGCAGACUGAUUAACGAGGAUGUGAGUGAGCAGGUUAAGCAGGUACUAGGACCUGAAGACCUCCAAAGCAUUAUCAACAAAUUGGAAGAACACGAGGAAUUUUUCCCGGCAUUUCAGGCUUUUACUAAUGAGCUGCUUGAGAUCUUAGAAAUUGAUGACUUGGAUGCCAUUGUACCUGCAGUAAAGAAAUUAAAAAUACUUUCAUACUGAAAACAAAUCAAAUCAUUUUUACUGUGUAAAUUGUAUUCUUAAUAUUCUAAGUAUUUUGGGGAUUGAUCUUAUUUUUGAGACAAGGGUUCUAAAAUGUACUACCUCUCAGAAUUCAUCCUCUUAGAAUUGGUUCAUUCUCCAUAUAAUUUUUAUUAACCUUGUUUUUUUUUAUACAGAGAAUAGUUGCUAAGUUAUUAAAGUAGUAAAUUAAUUAUAGAUCCCAUAAUCAUUUGGGCAGUUUUUGAGUGCUUUAAAACUUA